Messenger RNA from Poeciliopsis prolifica (blackstripe livebearer), 3553 nucleotides. RefSeq names its product opioid growth factor receptor (gene ogfr). Lineage: Eukaryota; Metazoa; Chordata; Actinopteri; Cyprinodontiformes; Poeciliidae. The record is from RefSeq and is a predicted model, not a curated record. The transcript has 7 exons. Bases 146 to 1768 code for a protein of 540 amino acids. Gene Ontology annotation, molecular function: opioid growth factor receptor activity. Gene Ontology annotation, cellular component: membrane.
GCGACAGAGACGGAUGGUCAGGGCCGUCCCCGUCUCUAACCCGAACAUGAAAGGAGAACUGAUUCAGACCCGGUUAUAGUACCGAACCAGGCUACGCUUUUGUAUACUCUUUAUUUUUUUUCAAUUACAAAAAACAAAACAAAAAAUGGAAGACGAGUAUAUGUGUGAAUACGACUCGACGUGGGACACAGAGAGUGAUGGAGACGACCCGGCCGGAGAGAGCCAGAGCCGUCGGUCAAAUCAAGACAAAAACAAGUCUUCUUGGGCUAUAUGGCAUCACACACCCAGAAAUAUGAGGGCAGCAAAAGACAUGCAGAAUUACAGAAGAGGAUAUCCUAAUCUAACAGAUGAUGAUUGCUCAGAAGACAAAAUGAACAACCUGCAGUUCUAUCUAAACAAGUUUCCAUCUGCUCCUGAUGAUAUCUAUAUUGAGUGCUUUCUUAAAGAAUGGAAAAACGACUACAAAAAACUGGAGCGGGUUCACUCUUACAUCCAGUGGCUGUUUCCACUGCGAGAACCAGGGGUUAAUUAUAUGGCUUCAGAGCUCACCAAGAAGGAAAUUGAGGCUUUCAAGAAGAAUGAGGAGGCCAAAAGGAGGCUGGUGGAGGCGUAUGAACUCAUGUUGGGUUUCUACGGCAUUCGUCUGGUCAACAAAGACACGGGGGAAGUGAAGCGCGCAGAAAAUUGGAAGGAACGUUUUGGAAACCUGGAGAGAAAUAUGCACAACAAUCUCCGGAUAACUCGCAUCCUGAAAAGCCUCGGGGAGCUUGGCUUCAAGCACUACCAGGCUCCACUUGUGCGCUUCUUCCUGGAAGAGACUCUAGUCAAGAAGACGCUGAGUAACGUUAAGCGCAGCGUGUUGGACUAUUUCCUGUUUGCCGUGCUGGAAAAGCAGGAACGCCAGGAUCUCGUGCGCUUCGCCUACCUUCACUAUGAGCCGAAGGACAAGUUUGUGUGGUGUCCCAGAAAGAUCCAGAAACAAUUCAGGAAGGGCACCAGAAACUCUGACGUCGGAAAUGGAGACGGGAAAGAGGAUGUCGUGCACAGUAAAAACGAUGAGGAUGCAAUACAGCCGAAAGAAGAUGGGAUGAAUAAUGUCACUAAGACCCUGGAAGGAAGUGAUAAAAUUAAAGACAAGAGCAAACAGGCGGAGGAGUCUGAUGAGCCACCAGCAGAAACAGAGGCUGUCGGGAACGGAAACGUGGAAACGGAGUCUAUUAUUGAAAAUAUGAGGAAUGGAAAUGAAUUUCCAAAUGAUGAUGAUGAUGACGAUGACAUUGAUGAAAUGGACCAGUCCCCGAGUCUAGAUGGCGACACCAUAAACAGUGAGCAGAAAUCUACCAGCAUUGCCAAGGACGUCCAAGAUCUGGACGUUAUGCAAACCGGUGCGGAUGAAGAGCCCGAAAAACCUCCAAAAAAGAAAAGGGAAGGCGACGAGGAUCCGCCUACCAACAACCCUGCAGCUGCUGCCGCCGGCCUGUUGCAGGAAAAGGCUCCUCAUAAAUCUACAGGUCAAACAAGCCCUUCAGUUCACACUCCUCUUAAGACCUCAAAACACUCACCCUCUCUGUCUUCUGAAAGGGAGGAAAAGAUCCCUAGGACGGAUUUUAUUCAACCGUCGGAUCAAAAAGAAAACAAGAUGGAAAAUCGUUCCGCUUCAAACAGAAGCAGCAAAGUCGUAGAAGGACAGAGCAACGGGACGGAGUCGGAGGACGUUCCCAUGGAUUCAACCCCCUCAAGCUCCAAUCACAAUGAGGGAGCCUCAUGAAUAAGUGGUGACAGAAGGAAACUCAUAUAAACUUAGAUUUGAUGUAUUAUAGGAACUGAAUCUGACUGGACAUUUUCUAGGCCUUAUUUCUACUAUAUUUGAUGUUAAGAUAUUAUUCAUUCUUUUCACUUUAAAUGAAUUAUGGUAUGCUACAUUUGGGUUUCUUAAAACAUUCAAGACAAAAACUAAAAAGACCAAAAGCAGCAAUACAUUAAUCAGAUGCCAUAGUUUAAGAUUGAAUCACAUGAAGUGAUUAAAACAGGAAAAACGUUCUCUGAUGCUGAGAUUUGCAGCUGUAAUGAAAAGAAGUGAUUUAAUCGUUUUAUGUAUAUUUUUAUCAGCUGAAUAAGGCUGUGGUUUAAAAUAGAUUUUUUUCUUUGACAAUGUAAACAUCACACAGAUAAUUUAAUUUAAUACGGGUGCAUCUCAACAAAUUUGAACAUCAUGGAGGAGUUUAAUUUAUUUCAGUGAUUCAGUUCAGAGUUAAAAACAUACCCCCGUUUCAUAUAUUUCAAUUUUCUUAUUUGGUUUUAAUUUUGAUGAUUUGCAUCUAAUAAAAAUCUAAAGUUCAGUUUCUGAAAAAAUUUGAAUAAAAAAAAUGAUUUCAAACAUAGACAAGUAAUCAUACUAAAAUGUAAUGUAUUCAGUUUUUUGUUUAAGGGUGAGAAAUUUUGGAUAUUACAUAAGACCAAAUAAAGCAUCUUAUGUACAGAAAUGUUAUUUGAUAGUCUACAAAACCACAGGGAAGACUGCUGACUUGAUAUUGUUACGUCGACACAGAAGGUCAUGAGGCUAUUCACAUUGCUGUAUCCAGGCAUAUUAAUUGAAAGUUUAGUGGAAGAAAAAAAAAAGAGAUUAUAUGAAGCAGAUCAAUGUUAACCCCAAUAGCUUGUGCUGAUGUUCCUGAAAACAUCAGCACAAGCUGAUUAUCUUCACUAAUGCAGUAAUUCACAUAAAAAUAUUCCUGACCAAGGAUUGGAGCAAUUAUAUGGGUAGAAUUUAUUAAAUACUUUUUUUUCUUUUCUCUAUACAUGGUCUUAUGGAAUCCCCUAUUUUUUAGCUGAGUUUUGCAUUUUUAUUAUUUGCAAGCCACAAUAUUUAAAAUGUGUAUGGAAUGAACCUAAAAAAUGUUUUACUUUCAAGUUCAAUUAUUCAAAUAAAUUAACUUUGAAGUUUAAAUUUAUUUAGAUGCACCUCUUUUAUGCGUAGGGUGGAAAUCAACUGCAGCAUAAAUGUAAUAUCUGCAUACAGAUUUAAAUGCGGGUUUAAAAGGGUUUUUAUUUCAUUAUAGCCACAUUUUUUGCACUGAGAUUUAAUUGAUUUCUAUGAACUUUUUUCCGUCUUUGGGCUGUUUUUGUGUUUGUAAAACGAUGUGUUUUUUUAAAAUCCUGCUGUUCAAAUGAAGUUAAAAUCGUAUUUCAGAAAAUGAUGCAUACUGUAUGCUGUCAUGCUGAUUUGGGAAGUUGUUUGCAGCUGAAAGCCUUGCCAAAAAAAAACAAAAAAACAAAUGUGAUGAGACUGGUUGAUUGUACAAUGUGUUUGUCUUGAAUGAAAUGAUGCUUUGGCUGCAACUUAACUCUGUGUGUUCCUCUUUGAAAUGGGUGCAGUCCAUGAAAAUGGAAGAUCCAGUGUGAUCAGGCAUCCUUUUAUAUUUGCACUGAUUUGUGCUAUAACUUGUUGAAGUUACUGUAUAAUUCUACCUGAAUAGACCUUUAUAAUAAUUUCCCAGUUACACACCUGGCUGUUGCAAGAACUGAAUAAAGUCAUCCUAUUUUCUGAAAAUGA